AUGGACAAUCAUGGCGGUUCCUCUUCUGAACGCUUCAUGGAGCUUACGCAGAAUCCCCAUCAUCGAACUGCGCCCAGUGAACCCUAUCGCCACGUAGCGAAUCCGAAAUUGCUCCAUGGCGAAGCAAUCACGUCGGCCAUUCAAGGCGAAGACAUGGUUUCUCGCCAUCGAACCGCGUCAACCUUUGACACGGAGAGUCAGGCUCCUACAUAUUUGUCCGCCACCGAUCCUCUAGAUCUCAGCCGCCGUCUGAAAUCCAAGUCCGAACUGGACCGCAUCACGGCGAAUACCGCCCGGAAACGCAAUGCAAUCUGCAACCCUAUGGUCAUUGCAGGCCAGGCGCCGCAGUCCAAAGUCACCGACUUUUACGAGACACAAAAUGAACAGAUCCAGAGGUUUUUGAAGCCGGUGGACGAACAUGUCAGGGAAGCAAGAGACGCACAAGCAUCUAACCACCUGCGGUACCAGAUCGCGGUGUAUGGCAGUUUUGUGGCCAACAUCAUCCUGGCCGCGCUGCAACUGUACGGGGCCAUUUCGUCGGGCUCCCUAUCUCUCUUCACCACGAUGGCGGACGCGAUCUUCGACCCCAUGUCCAACGUCACUUUGAUCCUGUCGAACAAAGCGGUGCAGAAGGUGGACGGGAGGAGAUUCCCGGCGGGAAGAGCGCGCAUCGAGACGGCCGGGAACAUAGUGUUCUGUUUCCUCAUGACCGCAGUCAGUCUCAUCCUGAUUGCCUUUUCCGUGCAGGAGCUGAUCAGGGGCCACGAGAGCGAGACCAAGAAUUUUCACCUCCCGUCCGUCAUUGCGGUGUCGGUCGCCUUCUGCACGAAGCUCGGCCUGUUUCUGUACUGCUGGGCCCUGCGGAACGCGUACUCGCAGGUGCGGAUCUUGUGGGAAGACCACCGAAACGAUUUGUUCAUCAACGGCUUCGGUGUGCUCACCUCCGUCGGAGGCAGCAAACUGCGAUGGUGGAUCGACCCUGCCGGCGCCAUUGUUCUGUCUGCUCUCAUCUCCCUGCUGUGGCUACAUACCGCAGCCUCGGAGUUCCAGCUCCUCAUCGGUAUCACUGCCGACACCGAGAUGCAGCAACUGAUCACUUACGUGAGUAUGACCCACAGCGACCAUAUCAAGCAACUCGAUACCGUUCGAGCUUGGCAUUCCGGCCCGCGGCUGGUCGUCGAGGUCGACGUCGUCAUGGAUCCCCAGGAGAGCUUGCGGGUUUGCCACGAUGUCGCCGAGGACCUGCAGAUGAAGCUGGAGAGUCUGCCUGAUGUAGAGAGAGCCUAUGUCCAUAUCGACUACAAUGGGCAUCAUCCGCCAGAGCAUUUCUUGAAGAAGGAGCUGUAA
Molecule: messenger RNA, 1347 nt
Organism: Capronia coronata CBS 617.96
Lineage: Eukaryota; Fungi; Ascomycota; Eurotiomycetes; Chaetothyriales; Herpotrichiellaceae
Exons: 1
Coding region: 1-1347 (448 amino acids)
Biological process (GO): transmembrane transport; monoatomic cation transport
Cellular component (GO): membrane
Molecular function (GO): monoatomic cation transmembrane transporter activity
Source: RefSeq, a predicted model, not a curated record